AUGCUUACAAGGAACUGCCUGUUGCUGUUCCUUUGGCUUUACUGCGAGCAGGGCUCUCCCUCCCCCAUCCACUCGCCCCCCCAGCCCCAAAGCAGGGUGGGCAAGGAGCGUCCGCACCACCUGGCCAGCGGGCAGUUGGGGGGGCGCCAUGGGGGGGGCGCCGCUGCUGCCGCCACCGCCGGGUUCCAGAGGGUCAAGAGAGGAUGGGUGUGGAACCAGUUCUUCGUGCUGGAGGAGUACAUGGGCUCGGAACCGCAGUACGUGGGGAAGCUUCACACCGACUUGGACAGAGGGGACAGUGCAGUGAAGUACACCCUCUCGGGUGAUGGCGCCGGCACCAUCUUCACCAUUGACCAGACGACCGGCGACAUCCACGCCCUGCGGAGCCUGGACCGCGAGGAGAAGCCCUACUACACACUGCGCGCCCAGGCCGUGGACAUGGACACGGGCCGAGCCCUGGAGCCCGAGUCAGAGUUCAUCAUAAAGGUCCAGGACAUCAACGACAACGAGCCCAAGUUCCUGGAGGGUCCUUAUACAGGGAGUGUUCCAGAGAUGUCCCCAGUAGGCACAUACGUCAUGAGAGUGACAGCGACAGAUGCCGAUGACCCCACCUAUGGAAACAGCGCUCGCGUGGUCUACAGCAUUCUCCACGGGCAACCCUACUUCUCAGUGGAUCCCAAGACAGGCGAGAUCCGCACUGCUCUGCCUAACAUGGACAGGGAGGUGCGGGAGGUCUACCAGGUGCUCAUCCAGGCCAAAGACAUGGGAGGACAGCUGGGAGGACUGGCUGGCACCACCACCGUCAACAUCACACUCAGCGACGUCAACGACAACCCACCCCGCUUCUCCAAAAGCAUAUUCCACCUGAGAGUUCCGGAGGCUUCCACGGUGGGCUUGUCGGUGGGAUGCAUCAAGGCCCAUGAUCUGGACACAGGCAAGAACGCCGAGGUGGAGUACAACAUCGUCCCCGGUGACGGCGGCGCCAUGUUUGACAUCACCACUAACGAGCACAACCAGGAGGGUAUCAUCAUGCUGAAGCGGCCUCUGGACUAUGAAUCUAAGAAGGCCUACACUUUUAAAGUGGAGGCGUCCAACGCUCACGUGGACCCACGCUUCCAGAACCUGGGCCCGUUUAAGGACAUGGCCACGGUAAAGGUGAGCGUUCUGGACGUGGACGAACCGCCGGUCUUCAGCGAGAGCUCCUACGUGAUGGACGUGGACGAGGACACACCUGUGGGUCUCAUCAUCGGCUCUGUGACCGCUCAAGAUCUGGACAUAGGCAGCAGCCCUAUAAGAUAUUCCAUAGACUGGAAAAGUGACCUGGACAGUUUCUUUGACAUUGACCCAGUGGAGGGCACCAUUUCCACAAAUGAGCUCUUGGACCGAGAGUCGAUCGCCCAGCACAACAUCUCUAUUGUGGCCACGAAAGUUAACAACCCAGUGCUCACCAGCAGAGUAGCCGUGACAGUCCACGUCAAUGAUGUCAAUGAGUUUCCCCCUGAGUUUGCAAUGCCCUACGAGUCCUUUGUGUGUGAAAAUGCAAAGGUCGGACAGGUCAUCCAGUUGGUCAGUGCCAAGGACCGAGACCAACCCCCGGCUGGUGAACAGAAGUUCAGCUACAAGCCAGUGCAGGAUGAGGGUGAAGUCCAGAACUUCACCGUGCGCGACUUUGGGAACAACACAGCCGGGAUUGUCACACUGCACGGAGGGUUCCGUCGGCGGUCUCAGGAGUUCUACGAGGUCCCCGUGGUGAUCUCGGACAGCGGCUAUCGCUCCAUGAGCAGCACGGGCACGUUGACGGUGCGCGUGUGUGUGUGCGACGCGGACGGCUCGUUGCUCACCUGCAACGCCGAGGCGCUCUUCCUGCCGGUGGGCCUAAGCACUGGGGCUCUCAUCGCCAUCCUGCUGUGUAUUGUCAUCCUACUGGUAAUGGUGGUGCUGUACGUGGGGGUCCGUCGUCAGAAGGAGAAAGAGACCCUGAUGACGUCCAAAGAGGACGUGCGGGACAACGUCAUCCACUACGACGACGAGGGCGGCGGCGAGGAGGACACGCACGCCUUCGACAUGGGCACGCUGCGCAACCCCGUCAAGGCCGUGGACAGCAACAACCAGCUCCGUCGCGACAUCCGGCCCGAGCCCGGACUGGCCCCUCCUCCACCCCACGUCGUCGUUGCCGCUGCCGCCGCCACCACGUCUGCCCCGACGUCCGCCACCACGGUCAUCCCGCCCGGCCCGCUGUCUUCUCACGACGCGGCCGACAUUCGCGGCUUCCUCCAGCAGCGGCUGCAGCAGCACGACGCGGACGUGUCGGCGCCGCCGUAUGACUCGCUGGCCACGUAUGCCUACGAGGGCGAGGGCUCGGUGGCCGAGUCGCUCAGCUCCAUCCAGUCGCUGGCCGGCGCUGCAGGCGGGAGUGGGGGCGGAGGAGCGGGCGAAGCUGAUGACGACUACGACUACCUCAGCGAGUGGGGGCCCCGCUUCCGCACGCUCGCCGGCAUCUUCGGUGACCGCUCAGAGAGCCUAACGUCAUCGGCUACUUCCGCGUCCGCAUCAGCAUCUGCUCCCGUCACAGCCCUGGAGACAGAGAGCAAACACCAACACUGAUGUCAGCCGAACGCCGGUCGACAGGUGCACAACGGUGGCGGAGAGCAAAACAAAAACAAUCUGAUAAACACCAACCAACGCCGUGAAACGACAGUGUGAAACUCGCCGACAUAAACACCAGACGGCAGUGCAGAAGCUACUCAGACACACACUCGUCACCUGAAGCAGAGGAGAGGAGAGACUAGUUCCUAUUCCUCCUGUGCGCCCUCUUGACAUUGUUUUCUUUCAUACAGCUAUCGGUACUUUUUUGCUAUUUCGAGUGGGGUGGUGGGGGCAGGGGGGGUUGACUGAAUCCUCAGAUUUUAUUUGUGCUGAUUUUUUUUUCACGCACCCCAACCCUUUCCCUUUUCCACGUUCUCCUUCUUGUUGCCUCACAGUGAUUUUGGCAGGGUUGAAAGAAGAGACUGAAUCUGAAAAGGAAAAAAAGAGCGAGAAGGAGAGAAAGAGAGAAAUGACAAAAAAAAAAAAAAAACAACAACAAAAAAUUUCUCAGUGAUGUCAGAACGAAUGUGGCAAUCUCGGUUUUAGGUAUUCCACUUUGGUUUUGCUGUCACUGCUUGAGGAAGGAGACACCCAACCACAGGAAAUGCAAUGCAUUGUUUUUCUCCAACAUCCUUAAAAAAGUGCCUCAAUGGAGUUAGUAAGCUUUUUAUUAUAAUUUCCGUGGUAUAUAUAUAUAGCUGUUUUGGUUUUGUGACUUCGAGAACCCUAGAGGAAGGUAGAACACAGCAAUGUAGCUGCACAUUACUGUUAGCAAGUUAGCGCUGUAGCGCGUUGGCAGGUUAGGUAACACACUGACACACACAAGGGUUCAGGGAAAGACAAAAAAAUAUAGAUGUGUGGCCCACUAUUGGCCAAAGA
Alosa sapidissima (American shad) is the source of this 3465-nucleotide messenger RNA. RefSeq names its product cadherin-12-like. Bases 1 to 2604 code for a protein of 867 amino acids. Gene Ontology annotation, molecular function: cadherin binding; calcium ion binding. Lineage: Eukaryota; Metazoa; Chordata; Actinopteri; Clupeiformes; Clupeidae. The transcript is spliced from 11 exons. Gene Ontology annotation, biological process: cell-cell junction assembly; calcium-dependent cell-cell adhesion; multicellular organism development. Gene Ontology annotation, cellular component: plasma membrane; adherens junction; catenin complex. The record is from RefSeq and is a predicted model, not a curated record.